Messenger RNA from Geodia barretti, 2719 nucleotides. Lineage: Eukaryota; Metazoa; Porifera; Demospongiae; Tetractinellida; Geodiidae. The record is from the annotation of a GenBank genome assembly.
UAUAAUAUUUCUUCUUGGAGUUUUGAUUAAAAGCCUGUAUGAUAAACAGGGGCUGGAAUUUCAGUGGCCUGUGGAAGAAUGGAAGAAACACUGCACAAGGAAUGGCCGCAGUAUGCAUACUGUUGUACAUGUGUGUGGGGGGGCGCUUUCUGUUGCUCCUAUGAUAACGAAUCCAGAUGACAGCCGCUGGAUAGCAACAACGUCUUUCUACGACAAUCACUACCUUAUUUUCCUCGCACACACAGACACACACACACACACGUACACAUUAGGUCUCCAUUUCUCGUAAAGGCACGAACACACAUGCAACAUACGUCUUACUUUUUACAUUUCUCACAAAGGAAUUAAUGCACACACACAUAAUUAUAGUAUGCCUCACUUUUUCCACUUCUAUAUUAUAUACACAUGCACAGAGACAGACGGAGACACACGCAUACAUACGCAUUACAUUUUCCACUUCUCACACACACACACAUUAACACAUAACCAGCCACGGACACAUAAAUGUGUCCACUGUCUCCAUAAGCAGCAAGAUUUUAUAUGGAGGUUUUAAUACUAGGCGUUAAUACUUUGUACAUACAUGGUUUCUGCUUGCAUAUUAGUGGCAUGGAAAGGGUUAAGGAUACACACAUAUGCCUUACCUUACCUCCCCUCUCUCCCUCCCUCUCAACGCAGACCAUGUCAGACUCCGAGGAGACCAAGAUGAGACCACGACCUCCCUCCUCACCCGGACUCUGCUCGUACUGCUCCAGAUGUCUCAGCUGCUGCUGCUUCUUGCAAGAAGACAAAAAGAAAUUUGCCGGAGUCGAGUACGAUCUGGUCCCGACUUCGGGGGAGGGGAUCAUUUUCAACAACUUGCCCGAGCCGGAGGUGAAGAAGAAGUAUAUGUUCCAGCAGACCAAGAUGGAGUAUGCCGCGGCACUUACGUCGUCGGGGGCGACGAAACGCGACGAGAUGGGAAAGGUGAUACGGAAACAGCCGGUCAGGGAUCGCAGUCUUAGUGAGCCGUCUCUGCCGCCUGGUUACAUCCCCGACCCGAGCAUGUUCAACUUCAGCAAGAAAUCGUCGACGUUGCCGCUAUCGUCGAUGCGGACGUACUCCGAGAGACAUUUUAACGGACACGGUUCCCCCAGAACUUCCCCGCUACGUGGUUCCCCUCCCGCGGGGUCCUCGGUCCUCCACGAGAGACAGUUCAGCGCCCCGGCGACCUUCGAUUACGACAGCAGCGUCACCGCAAGUUGGAGGCCUUCUCUCUCGGCCAUCCAGGAGCCCGGCGAAGACGAAGCGGUGGGAAUGGGGUUAAAACGGGGAGGAGCUGAGGGGUUAAGUCGGGGUACAAAUGCCGGGCAUUCUCUCCCUCCCGAAGUUGAAUUCUCUCUGUACUAUGAUAUUCAGUGUCGCACGCUGAUGGUACAUCUCCAGUGCGCCAGGUUUUUACCAAAUCGAUCAAAGAAAGCCGGACUGAAUCCUAUCGUCCUCCUCUAUCUUCUCCCGAAUCGCGAAGACAUCUUCCAGUCGAAGAUGGUUCAAAACACGCCCAACCCGGUUUUCAACCAGUCGUUCGAGUUUACAGGUCUCAUGCCGGACGAGAUUCGACGGCAGACCCUCGUGUUCCGCGUGUUUAGUCACUCGUCGAAAGGUGACCUUUUGGGCGGGCUGAGCGUGUCCCUCUCGGAGGCUGAUCUGUUUGGAGUGAUGUGCAGGAGGAAUAUCGACACCGACGUCGAGAAACUAAAGCUGGUGAGCAGAGGUGAUUUGCUGAUUUCCCUCUCUCACAACCCAACCAACCAGACCCUGCAAGGACUCCUGCUGAAGGCCACUAACCUACAGAAACAAGACAUUGUGGGACUGGCAGAUCCCUAUGUCAAGAUAUGGCUGCUGAAAAAGGGACGUCGCAACCAGAAAUGGAAAUCGAAAAGUGAAACGAAACACUCUCAUCCCGAUCUUCAACGAGUCGUUUCAGUUCGACCUCUCAGACGUGAACGUCAAGGAAGCCGCACUAGAGAUACUGAUGAUGGACUACGACCGUUUCUCCCGGAACGACCUUGUGGGUGUGGUUUACAUCGGGGAAGGGGUCCCGCACGACACGGGAAAACAACAUUGGGAUCACGUCAUGUGUCAGCCCAACACGAGCAUCAGCAGCUGGCACACCAUCCUCCCCAUCACCGCACAGAUGGAGAGAACGACGCGAAAGAAAAAAGUCAGUCGCACCAUCUCUUCACGAUACACGGAAGACGAGGAUGACGAUAAUUAGAAAGAAAAACUAAUAAUUAAUAUAUAGCCAUUGUUGUAAUCACUAUGAUUUUUAAUCCAUGAUUUUUAUUUAAUUAAUUCUGAUUUUUAUGUGGUUGUUGUGAAAAUCAUAUUAAUUAUUUGACAUACCAGAUCAUACCUUCCGUGAUGAAAAAUAUUUGCAAAUGCUCAGAUUACAACUAAAAAUUGCAUGAAAAACGGUGUGAAGGGACCAAAUUCUUGAAGAUAGUGAUAAGUGUCAAAAUGAUGUGAAUCUAGUUUAGUGACACAGAAAGAAAAGUGGCAGUAAAAUAAGGGUUAAAUGUAAACCUAAUAGCAUUGUUACACAGGGUCCUAUAUAUUGCAUAUUGAGCCCUUAUGCACCGACACAUUCCCUAUAAGGAGGUCAUAGAGUCGAUGGUGAUAUUGGAAGGACUGGAUGCCAGUUGCUGAUUCUGGUACCAGACUGAGACAUGACCUGUUGCCA